AUGGGUCACAUACAGAGAAGAGCGCUAGUAGUUGUCUUCCCCAGGUUCAACAUUCUCGAUGUGAGCGGUCCGGUCGCAGUACUCUUCAACUCGGACUUCGUCGUGAGCUAUGCCGCCAAGGAUGAGCUCACAACAUCCCAAGAGAACGCAACAGUUAAGAGAGAUAUAUCCCUUGCUGAAGCCAAACUUCACCUGUCCGACUAUGAAAUAUUGAUUGUCCCUGGCUCACGACCAAGCAAUAUCCUACCGCAUGUGGAACCUGAGCAGGGGAAGCUAUCGGAGCUUGUCGAAUUUAUCACCUGUUUUGCAUCAGACGUGGAUCAAGAUAGCGUGCGGAAACGUACCAUCUUGGCCGUCUGCAUUGGAUCUUACUUCUUAGCUUUUCGGGGUGUGCUUGAUGGCCUCACCGCAACCACACACCGUCUUGCUGUCCCGGGGCUACGAGAUGCAACCCAACGUUAUGUGGAUCAAACUCCCGGUGCUAAAGGGACUCGAAUCGUCCCCGAAAAUCCCUCGGACCAGGUUUCCUAUCUGGAUGCUGGCCGGAACCAGUUCGGGGUCAGAAUCAUCACGACGGGCGCUGUGGUCAAUGGCAUCGAUGCCGCAUUGUAUUUUGUUAGCCUUAGUUCGAGUCGGUCACUUGCAAUUGAGGUCGCAGGACUCAUUGGGCAUCGGUGGGAGGAAAUAUAG
Penicillium samsonianum is the source of this 690-nucleotide messenger RNA. RefSeq names its product DJ-1 domain InhA-type. The transcript has a single exon. Bases 1 to 690 code for a protein of 229 amino acids. The record is from RefSeq and is a predicted model, not a curated record. NCBI's taxonomy places the organism in Eukaryota, Fungi, Ascomycota, Eurotiomycetes, Eurotiales, Aspergillaceae.